Molecule: messenger RNA, 3578 nt
Organism: Pollicipes pollicipes
Lineage: Eukaryota; Metazoa; Arthropoda; Thecostraca; Pollicipedomorpha; Pollicipedidae
Gene: GlyS
Product: glycogen [starch] synthase
Exons: 13
Coding region: 265-2319 (684 amino acids)
Biological process (GO): glycogen biosynthetic process
Cellular component (GO): cytoplasm
Molecular function (GO): alpha-1,4-glucan glucosyltransferase (UDP-glucose donor) activity
Source: RefSeq, a predicted model, not a curated record
GAUUGCAGACCACCCUCGGCAAGAAAGCCAGACGAAAGGCGAGAAGACCGUGUCUGGGCUCCGUGUGGUGGUGUUUCGAAGGGUUUCGGGUAGCUGGUUUUGUAAUUGUCUGGGCAAUGUUGGCUGAGAGCUGUUAGGCAGCAUCAAAACAGUAUCAACGCCAAUAUAAUAAUCCAACGGUCCGUACAGACUAAGUGAGCCCUCCGGGUGACGCUGGCCCAAAAUUUCAGAAAGUUGAUCUUUUAUUUCAUACGAAGUUAGCUCAUGGCAGGGAAAUUCAACAAGAGAUUUUAUCGUGCAGACAGCUUGCACGAUCUGUUUUUGGAUAAGGGGAAAGAAGCAUCGGAAACCAACCAAUGGUUGUUUGAGGUCAGCCAUGAAGCAGCCAACAAGGUCGGCGGUAUCUACACUGUCAUCCGCUCCAAGUGCAACGUAACGGUAGAGGAAUGGGGCGACCAGUAUUGCCUGCUGGGGCCUUACAAGGAGCACCAAGCCCGCACCGAGAUCGAGCCUUUCGAGUACCCUGAUGGCACCAUCUUCCAUGCCGUGGUGUCAGCUCUCAGGGAAAAGGGAUGGAAGGUGGUCACCGGCCGCUGGCUAGUCGACGGCAAUCCUCAGAUUAUCUUGUUCGACGUCGGCUCAGCAGCGUGGAAGAUGAACGAAAUGAAGGAUGACCUCUGGAAUCUGGCUGGAGUUGGCAUCCCAAACUCGGACGUGGAGUGCAAUGACGCCGUCGUGUUCGGCUACAUGAUUGCCGAGUUUUUGGAACAGUUCCGCAACCGGCUGCCGGAGUUCAGCGAGGCCUCGCCGCGCGUGGUGGCCCACUUCCACGAGUGGCUGGCGGGCGUCGGUCUCAUCCUGGCCCGGCUGAGGAAGAUCGACGUCGCCACCGUCUUCACCACGCAUGCGACCCUGCUGGGGCGCUUCCUCUGCGCGGGCAAUACCGACUUCUACAACAACCUACCUUACUUCAACAUUGACGAAGAGGCUGGAAAGCGACAAAUCUACCAUCGCUACUGCAUGGAGCGGGCGGCCACGCACCUGGCGCACACGUUCACGACCGUGUCCGAGAUCACUGGCCUGGAGGCGGAGCAUCUGCUCAAGAGGAAGCCUGACAUUGUGACGCCUAACGGUCUGAACGUGAAGAAGUUCUCAGCUCUUCACGAGUUCCAGAACCUCCACGCUUUAAGCAAGGCGAAGAUCAAUGACUUCAUCCGCGGACACUUCUAUGGCCACUACGACUUCAAUCUAGACAAGACACUGUACUUCUUCAUUGCUGGUCGCUAUGAGUUCGGAAACAAGGGAGCCGAUAUUUUCAUCGAGGCCCUCUCUCGCCUCAACCACUAUUUGAAGAGUUCUGGUUCGGACGUGACGGUGGUCGCCUUCAUGAUUUUCCCAACCAAGACGAACAACUUCAACGUGGAGAGUUUGCGGGGACACGCCGUCACAAAGACCCUCAAGGACUCCAUAGAGGACAUACAGAAGAAGAUCGGCAGUCGCAUGUUUGAGAUCUGCCUGACCGGCCGGCUGCCGGAGAGCACGGAGCUCCUGACGCGAGAGGACAACGUGCGGCUGAAGCGGUGCAUCUACUCGAUGCAGCGCAGCAGUCUGCCGCCCAUCACGACGCACAACGUGGUCAGCGACGGCAACGACCCGGUGCUCAAUUCUCUCCGGAGGUGCCACCUGUUCAACGACAAGUCGGACAGGGUUAAGGUGGUGUUCCAUCCGGAGUUCCUGUCGCACACGAACCCACUGCUCGGCAUGGACUACGAGGAGUUUGUGCGCGGCUGCCACAUGGGCGUGUUUCCAUCCUACUACGAGCCGUGGGGCUACACGCCGGCCGAAUGCACCGUCAUGGGCAUCCCCUCCAUGACCACCAACCUGUCAGGCUUCGGCUGUUUCAUGUCGGAGCACAUCGCCGAUCCGAUGUCGUACGGCAUCUACAUUGUGGACCGGCGUAGCAUCGGCCUGGAGGACUCGAUCCGCGAGCUGUCAAAGUACAUGUACGACUUCACCCGCCUGAACCGGCGUCAGCGAAUCAUCCAGCGCAACCGCACGGAGCGCCUGAGCGAUCUGCUCGACUGGCGUAACCUCGGCAUCUACUACCGGCGGGCGCGGCAGAUGGCACUGCACGCCGUCUACCCGGAGAUGGCCGUGUCGGAGGAGAGCGGCGGCCACAUGAACUAUCCGCGCCCGCUCAGCGCGCCGCCCAGCCCCACCAUCUCGCGCUCCACCACGCCGGCGCCGUCUGAGAUCGGAUCCGACGACGAGGUCGACGACGAGGAGGAGCUGCAAGAGCUGGCCAUCAAAGACGACUGAUUGGCCAGUGGGCUCCGGGUAGCCACCGCUGACGGCCGGCCGGCGUCAGCGGGAAAGUCUGGUCGUGCGAGGGACGCCAACCGUGUGAAAGGAAGCAGAUGAUCUGGUCUCGGAGCUACAUGAGGGCUUGACCAUUCGACAUAGUACGGGAGCUGGUGCUGUAGGGUGCUGGUAGCGUAGAAUUGGGUUGUGCUCGCAGUAUCAUUUUGUUUCUUUCUGACGCACAGUAUUUUGUAAAGUCACAUGCUGCAGGUUUCUUUCUAGCUCUCAUCUGUGAAAUACUCAACUUCUCAUGGUACUUCCUGAAUCUUAGGGUUGUCGAACGGUGCAAUAUAUAGGAACUGGUUUCCUUUACCAACAGUAUAUCUCGUUUGCCAUGUGAUGAAAUCCGAAGUGACACGUGCAAUCCCGUUAGAGGCUCCCGAUUUCAGGUCCUUGCAGUGCCCGCUAGCAUGCUUUGUCCCUGCGCUGGUGUCGAUGUCAGUCUGUGGAUGGCUUAUUGGCACUGCUGUCGCUGUCGGACGCCAAGGACAAUCACCUUGCUGAACCGUUUAGGUCACACUGUCUGGUCCCCGUUCGUGCGUAAGGAUGACAGCAAUAGCGCAGCCUGUUGGCUUGUGGUCGGCACGUGUUUAUUUCUUAAAACCAUCGUAUUCGCCUGUUGACGAGUUGACCUUGCGACGGCGCAAUCUGUCGACCGUGCUUCCGUGGAAAAUUGUGACCGUGUGCUAACGCCAACCAGAUGAUAUCGAAGAUACCUCCUAGGUGGUGGGCCAUUUACAACUAACCCUCCGUAAACGCGUUCACAAGCCGUUGGGAAGGUUCUUGGAUGCAUGGUGAUCCCCGCUAACGAGUGCUGCCAUCGACGUAUUUGCGCGUACGAGCUCAGGUGUAACCCUGCAUUAUGGUGUCGGCGUAUGGGUGGUGGUGUUUGUGGUACAGCUCGGCUACCCAACUUAUUUGCGUUUAUUGUUGGCUGCCGAGUGCGGACCCGUGUGCGUGUGUUCGGCCUACGCCGUUGUGCAUGAAGGCCGACAACCUGCCAUAGAGUACUGCCGGCCUGGAUCGCUCCUUAUCGGGAGACCAGAGGUGGUGCUUCGCAGUAAGACUGGCCUAUCAUGUUAUGGGGACUAACUGCCAACAGCAGAUUUGCUGCAUUGUAGAAUUAACACUGUCGAACCUCUGUGUUUGCGUACCGUGCUUUGCGGGGUGUGAUGCCCUCAAACGAAUGGCUGUUGCAAUACAAAACAAACUAUAUC